Penicillium odoratum is the source of this 1002-nucleotide messenger RNA. RefSeq lists its product as uncharacterized. NCBI's taxonomy places the organism in Eukaryota, Fungi, Ascomycota, Eurotiomycetes, Eurotiales, Aspergillaceae. Bases 1 to 1002 code for a protein of 333 amino acids. The record is from RefSeq and is a predicted model, not a curated record. Gene Ontology annotation, molecular function: 3-beta-hydroxysteroid 3-dehydrogenase (NADP+) activity. Gene Ontology annotation, cellular component: endoplasmic reticulum membrane; mitochondrial outer membrane; lipid droplet. The transcript has 2 exons.
AUGAACGGAACUGUCCUUAUUACCGGAGCUAACGGCUCUUUAGCCCUUGGCUUCGCCCAGUCAUUCCUAUCCCUCUACCCAGAGCAUACACUCAUCGCGACGGUCAGAAACCCAUCGCCAGAAAAAGAUCCCAAUACUGCCAGGCUCAUCCAACUUGUUUCCAAUUACCCGAAUGCCAACGUCCACAUCGAAGCCCUAGAUCUUAGUAGCCUAUCGAACGUCCGCUCUUUCGCAGAAAAACUCUCUACUCGCAUCCGCAUCAGGGAGCUCCCACGUCUGACAGCUCUAAUAUGCAAUGCCGCAUCAAUUUCCCUAGGGAGUGGACAGAAAUUCACAUCCGAUGGCUAUGAAACGACCUUCCAAGUCAGCCACCUCUCGCACUACCUUCUGGUCUUAAGACUUCUCGAGAGCAUGGAUGUUCACUCGGGACGGAUUGUUAUGCUUGGAUCAAUUACUCACUAUCCCGAGAAACCAAAUCCUCUAUACUCGCUCAAAACACGCAUUCCGGAUGAUAUCGAAGAGCUUGUCAAGCCAGGUCCUGAUCCUCCGUCUCUGAUUUAUGAUAGGGGAUUUCAGAGGUAUGGGAUAGCUAAGCUUUCAAACGUGACGUUUGCGAACGAUCUAAACAAAAGACUGAAGAAGGACCCGAAACUAUCAAAUGUAUCCGUGAUGUCUAUGGAUCCGGGUGGACUUCCUUCGUCGAGGGGGCAAGUGGAGCAAAAGAGAUCCGUGAGAUUCAUUUUCGCGGUUAUCAGCUUUCUCAUGCCGGUGCUUAAGCACUUGACUACUGAUUUCCGGACAACGGAGGAUUCGGGACGAGACCUUGUCGCCGUUAGUCUUGAUCCGAUGUUCCAUGGUAAGGGUGGGUAUUUUGUUGGGCAGAUACAGGGGAGUCCUGCGGCUGUUAGUGAAGACUUGGAAUCUCAAAAGAGGUUAUGGGAUGCGUGCUGGAGAUGGGCUAGGCUUCAUGAUGAGGAAACAAUACUUCGAGAUUGCUUCUAG